AUGCACUAUAUUGUCAAUUUGGCGGCCGCUCCCUUUGAUAUGGCCAAGGUGCAAAGUGAAUCAUCCUAUCCUCUGUUAAGAAAUUUCCCCAGAUUUGAAAGCUUCUCCCAAAUCAGCUCAACUGUUGCCAACUCCUCAAGAAAUCAGCUGCACUCGGACUCCAUGGAUUUUGACCUCUUCAAGAGACCACUUCAUGGAUUUCAACUGAGUAUGUCUGACUUGAAGGAUGCAACGUCGGCCUCGAAGAAAGCGGCUGGGUGUUUAUUUACAAAUUUUGAAGAUGUUAGGCGGGUCACUCACCGAGAACCGCAUUCGGUGGACACUCGGCGAAUUAAUCAUUCAGGAGGCGAAGGCAGUCCUAGUCGUAGAGGCUUAACGGAUGAAGAACGGGUCUACCUAAAUGCGGCUUCAAUAGGUGAUGUGGGAGUUAUUCGCAUGUCACUCGAGGACGCCGACUCGUCCCCCAAUUUCAAUGUCAACUGUGUCGACUACAUGGGACGAAACGCUCUUCACCUCGCCGUUGAUUCGGAGAACAUUGAGGCCAUUGAAAUGCUCCUCGAUAAGCUCUCCUUCGAGUGCAUUGAAGAGGCUCUGCUACAUGGAAUCUCAAAGGGUCUGGUGAAAAUUGUUCGUGUGAUCAUCGAGCAUCCCAACUAUAUGGCCUGUGAGGAGAGAUUAAAGCGAGUUGAUUCCAAAAACUCCUUCUUUCGUACCACCGAAAAGAGCCAAUUUUCACCUGAUAUUACGCCGCUAAUCCUCUCCGCACACUACAACAAUCAUGAGAUGGUACAAAUGUUUCUGUCUCGUUCACACACUAUUGAGAAACCGCAUCCCAUCUCAUGCCAAUGCACAGAUUGCCAAUUGAAGCAGGACUACGACUCCCUGAAACGGUCGCGGUCUCGACUUAACGCCUAUCGAGCCCUAGCCAGUCCCGCCUACAUGGCACUCAGUUCCCCUGAUCCCAUCAUGGCAACAUUUGAACUGCGUCAAGAAAUGAUGAAAUUGGCGGAGAUAGAGAAGGAAUUCAAGAGGGAGUACCUGACCCUGGUUGAACAAUGCAUGAAUUUCGCCUGUGAAAUGAUGGAUUUGUGUCGUGGAACCCAGGAGGUCGAAGCUGUCAUUUCGGACUUUCUCGAGGAUGGCGCUAAUGUUCGCGAUCCCCUUGGCAGACUGCGAUUGGCCAUUCGAUUUGAGGAGAAAAAGUUUGUUGCUCAUCCAAACUGUCAACAGUACCUCACAAGUAUCUGGUACGGUUCAGAGACGGCGUUUCUUCAGUCCUGGACACUGAUGCGUAAAAUUGGACUGUCAAUUCUUGCGAUGCCUCUACUUCCACUGAUCUGUGUCCUCUACAUUGUUUUACCUUCAGCUGAACUAACUCGAGCGAUGCGAUGUCCCGCAACCAAAUUCGCCACUCACUGUAUAUCUCACUUCCUCUUUCUCAUUCUGCUCUCAGCAGCCACCUUUCGGUUAGAGGAGAACUAUGACAUCCAUGAAGACUACAAUGCAGAUGAACGGACUGUACGAUCGUGGUUAGAGCAGAAUUUUCGUCCCAACAAGGCCAUUAUCACUCAUGUGCAAGUCUGCAUAGUCCUAUGGAUUGCAGGUCAUUUUGUUGCGGAGAUGAAGCAUAUCUACUACGCCGGAUUGCGGAGUUAUAUGAUGAGUGCCUACAACAUCUUCAUCUACUGCAUCCUUGCGCUUUACAUGUGCAGCUACACCCUGCGAAUCAUUGUAUAUGGAUGGGUGCGUGACUCCGAUGUCUUCUUUAAUGCAACGAAUCGCAUUGAGGAGUUGAUCCAGCGCAACGAGAGUCGUCUGGUCAAACCCAUGGUGGAGGGAUGGAAAAGCUCAACACAAACGUCAGCCAGUUACUUCAUCGAGGCCUGGGUGAAGGCAACUUCGAUGGAAGAGGAAUCAUCUAACUUUUCUAUGAUGACGCUUUUUACAGAAAGUCGGACCUAG
Messenger RNA from Echinococcus granulosus, 1962 nucleotides. Its product is annotated as Short transient receptor potential channel. Gene Ontology annotation, biological process: manganese ion transport; regulation of cytosolic calcium ion concentration; calcium ion transmembrane transport. The record is from RefSeq and is a predicted model, not a curated record. Gene Ontology annotation, cellular component: membrane; cation channel complex. The transcript has 9 exons. Gene Ontology annotation, molecular function: store-operated calcium channel activity; inositol 1,4,5 trisphosphate binding; protein binding. The coding region runs from base 1 to 1962 and encodes 653 amino acids. NCBI's taxonomy places the organism in Eukaryota, Metazoa, Platyhelminthes, Cestoda, Cyclophyllidea, Taeniidae.